This is a messenger RNA of Lampris incognitus (smalleye Pacific opah), 1620 nucleotides long. RefSeq names its product SYF2 pre-mRNA-splicing factor (gene syf2). The transcript is spliced from 7 exons. Gene Ontology annotation, cellular component: post-mRNA release spliceosomal complex; catalytic step 2 spliceosome; Prp19 complex. Lineage: Eukaryota; Metazoa; Chordata; Actinopteri; Lampriformes; Lampridae. The record is from RefSeq and is a predicted model, not a curated record. Bases 24 to 740 code for a protein of 238 amino acids.
CCGGAUAGGGCGAAGAAACAAUAAUGGCGUCUUGUGUUGAGGAACCUGUUGCGGCUACAGACGAGGAGCCCGCUGACAGUAUUGCGUCUCGGAAAAGAGAAGAGAGACUCCGCAAGUUUCGGGAGCUGCAUUUCAAAAGGAAUGAAGCACGCAAGCUCAAUCACCAGGAGGUUGUGGAAGAAGACAAAAGACUGAAGUUACCAGCCAACUGGGAGGCAAAGAAAGCUCGACUGGAGUGGGAACUUGCUGUGGAUCAGAAGAAAAAGGAAUGUGCUGCUAGAGGGGAAGACUACAACAGAGUGAAGCUGCUGGAGAUCAGUGCUGAUGAUGCAGAGCGGUGGGAGAGGAAGAAGAGGAAGAAAAAUCCAGACCCAGGGUUUUCAGGUUAUGCCGAAGCCCAGCUGCGACAGUAUCAAAGGCUCACCAAGCAGAUCAAACCAGACAUGGAAAGCUAUGAGCGUCAGAGAGAAAAGUGUGGUGAGGACUUCCACCCCACAUCCAACAGCCUGAUCCACGGCACCCAUGUGCCCACCAAGGAGGGCAUCGACCGCAUGGUAGAAGACGUUGAGAAACAGAUUGAGAAGCGGGCCAAGUAUAGCCGACGCAGGGCAUACAAUGAUGAUGCAGACAUUGACUACAUCAACGAGAGGAACGCCAAAUUCAACAAGAAGGCUGAGCGUUUCUACGGCAAAUACACCGCAGAGAUCAAACAGAACCUGGAGAGAGGCACAGCGGUCUAGCUGGCUCAUUCACAUCAAUGGACGCUUCCAAUUUGGCCAUUUUUAAAAAAAAAAAAUUUUAAGCUUGGGAGCUUUGCAUUCUUUCUUUUAUUUCAGAAUCACAAUACUUUAUUCAUCCACGAGGGGAAAUUGGGUAACCUUUUUUUUUUUCUUCCCCUUUUUGGAAAUGUUUCCCCCUUUUUCUCCCCAAUUGUACUUGGCCAAUUACCCCACUCUUCCGAGCCGACCCGGUCACUGCUCCACCACCUCUGCCAAUCCGGGGAGGGCUGCAGACUACCACAUGUCUCCUGCGAUACAUAUGGAGUCGCCAGCCACUUCUUUUCACCUGACUUUGAGGAGUUUUGCCAGGGGGACGUAGCGCGUGGGAGGAUCAUGCUAUUGCCCCCAGUCACCCCCCCAGACAGGUGCCCCGACCGACCAGAGGAGGCGCUAGUGCAGCGACCAGGACACAUACCCACAUCCAGCUUCCCACCUGCAGACACAGCCAAUUGUGUCUUUAGAGAUGCCCAACCAAGCUGGAGGUAACACGGGGAUUCGAACCGGCGAUCCCCGUGUUGGUAGGCAGUGGAAUAGACCGCCACGCCACCUGGACGCUCGGAGCUUUGCAUUCUUUAAUUACAGUAUAAGACACUUACAUGGUGCCUAUAUGUACAUGCUAUACGAUGCUUAAAUAUGGGCCGUAUAUUGACACUUGUCACUGUUGUUGAAAAAUCUUAGUUUGUUUUGUGUUUGAGAUAUGGUUUUCUUUUCUUACUGAUACAAUUGAAAUUAGUAAAAGAUAUUCACAGUUUGUUAUUGCUUCAUACUAGGUGAAGGCGACCCAAAAACCUUGCCAUUAUUCUUAGCCUACAUUUGAUUUAAAUAAAGCCACUUUGAAUGA